AACGUUGCAACGCUGAUUCAGAAUUAGUCAAGAAGUUAGUUUGCGACGAUUUUUAGAGACACUACCACUACACCAGGCACCACCAUAAUAACAGAAGUUGAGGAAAAGGGAUAUCUAGAAGAGACAAUUAGAUUUGCAGCGUAUUUCAGAGCGUUCCUGAAGCCCUACAUACAUGUACAUGUAUAUUGGAGUUGUCUGAAAUAACUUGCAUUGUGCCCCAAAAGUGAGCCAAGACCACCUCAUCCCCAGAUUUUCAACAGGCAAAGACAAAAUGGCUGACUCUGAUGACGAGGAAAUCUUGUACGACAAUGACCUGGGUCGUAACCUGAUUGGGGGCAAGCGGGUGAAGAACGUGGAUGACGUCUUGAACGGAGGGAAGAAGGACAAGAGGAAACUGAGGAAAACCCUUGCUCUGUGCUUGGCGUUCUUAUGCUUGGGUCUAUGCCUGGCCAUUCUAGGCCCAACGCUGCUGAGCCUACAGAAGCACCUAGAUACCACGCUUCCCAAGAUCUCCUGGGUGUUCGCGGGGCGGAGCGUUGGGUACCUCUUUGGUGCAAUCCUCGGUGGGAUGCUCUUCCAAUCCUUCAACCCUCUCUUCCUCCUAUCCGUUGUCCUGUUCCUGUGCGGUAUAGGGGUCUUGGCUGUCCCGUUCGUGACAUCGGUCCUGGUCCUGGCAGUAAGCAUCAGUAGUGUUGGUAUCAGUAUGGGUGUCCUAGACACAGGUGCAAAUCUUCUCUGCCUUCGCAUGUGGGGGAAGAAACGUUCCGGCACCAUGCUUCAGGCACUACAUUUCAGCUUCGCCCUUGGUGCCUUUAUCUCGCCUCUUGUUGCAGCUCCUUUUUUGGCGGAAACCACUGCCGCCAACAGCACCAUGUUGGUAUUGCCUUCCCCUAUGAUCAAUGUAACAUUGGCAUCGCCUGUUAUAAGUCCUGUUCCAGGAGCACCCAGUGAGAACGGUACUCUGAACACCGGAGGAGCAGCUAAACCUAUUACCACUGAAGGAGUAGAUAAAUCUAAUGGCACUGAACUUACUGAUCAAAGAGAGAAACGUGACGCCGUCAACGAAGGAACAGUUGAACCUAGUACUAUUGAAGGAACAGUUAAACCUUCUACCACUAAAGGAACAGUUAAACCUUCUACCACUAAAGGAACAGUUAAACCUUCUACCACUAAAGGAACAGUUAAACCUUCUACCACUAAAGGAACAGUUAAGCCUUCUACCACUAAAGGAACAGUUAAGCCUUCUACCACUAAAGGAACAGUUAAACCUUCUACCACUAAAGGAACAGUUAAACCUUCUACCACUAAAGGAACAGUUAAGCCUUCUACCACUAAAGGAACAGUUAAACCUUCUACCACUAAAGGAACAGUUCAACCUAUUACCAUUGCAGGAAAAGACACUCCUUCAAAAUCAGAGCAGCCUGCACCCCAGCGUGAGGUUGAAAGGUUUGCGAUGCCCUUCAUCAUCAUAGGGAUCUUGGUUCUUUUAACCUGUGGGUUAUUUUUCUACUUGCUUUGCACCAAGCCCAAAGAGGAACCUGGAUACACCGGUUCAGAGCACUCUGACGGGACUUCAGCUAAGGACAACAGCCCGUUCAGAACAAGGAUCCUGAUCCUUCUGUUCUUCUUCUACUUCCUAUACGUUGGCGGAGAAGUCGCUUACGGAAGCUUUGUCCCCAUGUUUGCGAGUAAGAGUCAACACCACUUUGAGCAGGACCGUGCGAGCCACGUGGCAGCCCUGUUCUGGGGCGCCUUUUGCCUUGGACGGGGUCUAGCUAUCUGUCUUGCAAGUGUCAUCUCGCCACUGAAGAUGGUGAUUGCCGACAUGGUGGGAUGCGUUACUGCGUCCCUUGCCCUGACGCUCUUUGCAGACAGCAACGAGAACAUCCUAUGGAUCUGCAGUGCUCUCUUGGGUCUGUCCAUGGCCUCGCUCUUCCCAACUGGUAUCGUUUGGCUGGAGACGUACACCCCUGUCACCGGCAACACCGCAUCCUUCCUUAUUGUCGGUAGCGCCCUCGGAGAAAUGUGCGUACCCGUCUUAAUUGGUUAUCUCUUUGAAGAUCGCAUAGGCCCCAUGGUUCUAAUGUACUGGAUGUUGGCAACGUCCGCGUUGUCAGCUCUCAUCUUCGUCUAUGUGUUCUGGUUGAUGGCGGAGAGCGGGCGGGAGAAGAAGUCGCUACCGGCCGAAAAGAGCCCCGCCCUGGAGCUGUUCCAGAGCGUUGAGGAAGCCCUGCCCAUGGAGGAACUCUUCAAGAAUGGAGGAUCAAAUAACAAGCAGAUGAGCAAACCACGUGUCCCUCCGAUCCUAAAAAGGAAGAACCACAAAGAGUGAACUGUUCAAUCCAAAACAAUGUUAGUACUGCAGCUGCAAAUGAACAAUCAACGAAUGUCUAUCCAUUUUUAUGCUGUGGAUAAUAUCUUCUGGAUUUUAUCAGUCAAAGUUCUUACGUGUUCAAUCAGGCCGAGUAUAAAAGGCAUCUGCAAGUAUCUUCAGUAUUGAAGAGGCAGAUUAUCUUGAAGAAGAAGUAGAAGAAAAGUGAUGUAGUGAUCUCAUAUUUAAAAAAUUCCCUAACUUUUUCAUUAUACAUCUCAUUUAUUUCAAACUUCUGCCAUUCUGUUGCUGUUAUUUUUCUAAAUUCAAAUCAAUGACCUUAUUUGAUACAAAGGUUGGAAUGCCCUUUAAACCGUAAGAAAUGAUAUCAACUACGAAACUGUAAUCAUAAGAAUAUAAUGGUAGGGCAUGUUCAUCAUCCAUGCUCGCAUACGCUCUAGAUUGAAAUUUCAUGAAAAUGUAUAUACGCAAACGAAGAAUGCAAUUGAAAUAUAAUGCUAGUUUUC
Strongylocentrotus purpuratus (purple sea urchin) is the source of this 2838-nucleotide messenger RNA. Its product is annotated as sodium-dependent glucose transporter 1. The transcript is spliced from 5 exons. The record is from RefSeq and is a predicted model, not a curated record. Lineage: Eukaryota; Metazoa; Echinodermata; Echinoidea; Camarodonta; Strongylocentrotidae. Bases 272 to 2332 code for a protein of 686 amino acids. Gene Ontology annotation, biological process: transmembrane transport.